Molecule: messenger RNA, 1866 nt
Organism: Protomyces lactucae-debilis
Lineage: Eukaryota; Fungi; Ascomycota; Taphrinomycetes; Taphrinales; Protomycetaceae
Exons: 1
Coding region: 357-1706 (449 amino acids)
Biological process (GO): lipid metabolic process
Molecular function (GO): lipase activity
Source: RefSeq, a predicted model, not a curated record
GCCGCACUGGGCGUGCAAGGGGCAAAUGCAAGCAUGUCUCCUCAUUCUUGAGCGUAGACGAGGCUCAGCAUACACAAAUCGCUAUACUGCUGUGCUCAGAAACAUUCACUUCCAUUACAUGGACUCUGUCACGACUGCUCAAGAAUAAAGCUUGCAUCCUUUACAUUACUGGUGUGAUGCCAAGACUAAGUUGAAAGCUCUGGUGUCUCUAGCCUUCGCCAGCGCUGUAUCUUACAGUGAUAAUGUAUGGGCAAAUGGACGAUGCGAUGGAAAGAUAUUGGUCAUCAAUGCCCCAUACGGUGGCAUUUGACAACACGGCAGAAUGACCUCUCAGGAGAGCAGAUGGCCAGUAGCCAAUGAGAGCUUGGAGAGCUUGCAAACGUUCUUUUCAGGAGAAUUGCACUUGGUCCGAGCCCUCGCAUACGAUCUUUAGAUUGCUAGUGACGAGCUGGCUCCUGAAUGCAUUGCUAACCCCCUACCAAUAUGCCGACUGUAUAAAAAGGUUCUGCCACCCUGGCAAAAGUGACAGCUCAAAAUUUGGAAGCAGUACAAUGAAGAUGGUAGCAGGCACUAGCAGUUCAGUCAUCUUGGCCCUGUUUUUGCUUUGCAGUGGCCAUGCGCUUGGACUCAAGGGGGAUGAGACCGAGGACAAUCAUCUGGUCAGUCGCAGCCUUGAUGCGUCGCAAACGGAGUCUUUCUUCGAUAAACUUCACACACUCUUCAUUUUUGGCGACUCGAUCUCCGAUACUGGGUUUGAUCCGUCUGGUGACGUUCCCUCACCUGUGAACCCUCUUGGGAACCCAGAUUUCCCUGGCAAGACGACUGCAUGGGGCCCAAACUGGGUUGGAUUGUUGACGGGUUACAGCAAAACGUUGGUCGCCUGGAACUUUGCCAAGUACGGCUCCGUGAUCGACAAGGCUCUCCUGAAGUCUUCGCGAUCCGACUUUUCCGAUCAGCUGUUAAAGUUCACGACCUACUGCACCGGGAAAGAAUUCAAAGUCAAGUGGACGAGUGAAGAUGCCCUUUUUUUGACAAUGUUUGGUCAAAAUGACCUGACUGUGCUGAUCGAUCGACACCUCCCGGACAUGAAGUCUGUUGAAGACAUUCAAGAUUUUGAGGAGGCCGCUAUGGAUAUGACACUCCACAUCAUGGACCACUACAUGGAUGCAUGGGCUACUCUCUACGAUUACGGUGCGCGCAAGUUUGUCGCCAUCACGCCCAUAGAGUACGUGGCUGUUCCAGAUACGCGGAAACGUGUCGCUGAUCUGCACGCAACGAUUGACAAGGAAACAGGCAACAAGAAGCAGGGCAAACUCAUUGCAGACAAAUUUCUUGAGGCCUUGAAGCAUAUCGCUUCAGAUUUCAACAGCAAGCUCGCAGCACUUAGCCAUCUCUUCCCGAGCUUGUACCCAGGGUCGACCACUUUCUACUAUGACGCCACUUUGCUGAUGGACCAGGUCAUUACCGGUACACGAAAAUGCGGCUACAAAAACUUGGUCAAUUUCUGUCUUGACUAUCAAGCAUUGAAGUCUACUAAUCCCUGGUAUCUAUACCGCCCUCAUGAAGCGUUGAGAAACUGCAAAAACUUGAGGGUCGACCAGUAUCUGUGGCUUGAUGCUUUGUAUCCGACGUGGCCAUUUCAUGGCAUCUUAGCUGCAGAGAUUCACGCGAUGCUAUCGAACGUUUCCCAGAUGAGCAUCUCAUAGUCUCUGUUUUCCAUCUUUGCUUAUCGCUUAUCACUUUCUCACUUGACAAUUCACUUACCUUUUGAAGUUGAAGUUGACGGGUUCGUUUUAGCUGAUUUCCAGCUGAACACCUGCUCCCUCUGGUCGAGUGAAGAAGCACAAAUUGUUCAAAAAGCUCCUU